AUGACGCUAGGGCGAUCCAAAACUGGUAAACGAGGACGUCCCGCAAAAGUUAACCGGAAUCUUAGGGGCGCGAAUGCUGGUAAUGAAAACGAGGCUGGAGAUCAAGCACCACCUCCAGCACCGCCUGCUCCUGCUGUCCCUGUUGCGGGUGUACCCGAUCUUGGUACUAUGCAAACGGCUAUUCAAAUGUUGACUGUAUUGGUUGCUACUCAGCAACAACGUGGAGGUGUGGGACCUCAUGGUGGAGGCAGAUUUAAGCAGUUCCUAGACUUAAAGCCGCCAGAGUUCUUUGGGUCACGAGAGGUGGACGACCCCCAACACUUUUUAGAUGAGACCUUUAAGGCAUUGAGGGCAAUGGAUGCCCAGGAUUCAGAAGCUGUGAGGCUUGCUUCGUAUCAGUUGAAGGAUGUUGCUCACGUAUGGUUUGAGAUGUGGGAAUCUGAGAGAGGUGACGCUGCUUUACCUCCGACGUGGGCUGAAUUUGAGGAGGCGUUCAUGGAAAGGUUCUUGUCUGAUGAGGAAAGAAUUGCUAUGGCUACGAAAUUUGAAAAGCUGGAGCAGGGUAACAAGUCAGUUCGCGAGUAUAGUUUGGAGUUCACACGUCUGUCAAAGUAUGCUUUAUACAUGCUUCCGACUGAAAAGCAUAAGUUGACUCGUUUUGUGAAAGGCUUGGUACCACGCAUCAAGUCUGCAUGUGCUGCUGUUGCUAUGUCUCCUACUUGCACCUUCUCAUCUCUAGUUGGGUUUGCUGAACAACAAGAAAGUUGGAAAAAUGAAGAGAGGGUGGAUCGAGAUCAGCACAAGAAGGCCCGAUCAGCGGGUGGUUUUAGUGGUAAUAAUUAUAAGGGAGGGCAAAGUAAAGGGUAUUCUGCACCUGCUCAUUCUGGCACUUAUUCCCGUGCUAGUGUGCCUUCUGGUAGACAAGGCCAGAAAAAUAAUAACAAUACUGGUAGGUUAUUGCAGGGAAGUAGUCGUCCGCCAGUGUGGGAGAGUCGUAUCUGUCAUCACUGUGGUAUUCCGGGGCAUAUUAAGAGGGACUGCAGAAAGUGGCUACGUGAGAUGGCUGCUAUGAAUAAUCAAAAGAAUGAUUCGCCUGUUUCUGCAUUUGCUAGAAAUCCUCCUGCUGGUAAUGAUAACAAUAAUAAUCAUAAUGCUCGUAACAACGGCAAAGGAAAGGAAGUUGCUAAUACUUCUGGUGGAGGGACAGCUCGACUUUAUGGGCUGACUCGUAGGGAGACAGCUGAGUCUUCUGACGCAGUGGUUACAGGUAGCGGAGGAGAGCAGGUUCUUGAUACUUCAGUCGCUUAGAAAGGACUUGCUGUUGCUGCUGAUUUGGUGAGCCCACACGUCCAUUCGUGGGACACCCUUUUAUUUUGUUCUUCUAUUAUUAGUUUUGGGCUGCGUCCCGAUGAGUCAAACUAUUACCUCUUAUCCUAGAAGCUCCAUAGUAUACAUUCUUGUGGGUAGUUAUUGAGUUUUGUUAACUCUUGGGCGUUGUCACGUUUUGAUUAACUCUUAUGAUAUUAAAGACUUCCGCUGAUUUAAUUCAUGUAUUCAUAAUUUGUUACAUUUAAUUUAUAAA
This is a messenger RNA of Lycium ferocissimum, 1582 nucleotides long. RefSeq lists its product as uncharacterized. The coding region runs from base 1 to 1308 and encodes 435 amino acids. Gene Ontology annotation, molecular function: zinc ion binding; nucleic acid binding. The transcript has 2 exons. Lineage: Eukaryota; Viridiplantae; Streptophyta; Magnoliopsida; Solanales; Solanaceae. The record is from RefSeq and is a predicted model, not a curated record.